CAAAUAUAGAGACGAGCCAAGAAAACUAGCCGUUGGGAGUCACCACUGUGAAUAAGAAAAUAGGUCAUUUUCUGAAAACCAUAACGUUCCAAUCUUCAUCUUCUAUAACCAAUUUACAUCUCUCCAUUCUACAAACAUUCAUACAAAAACAACAUCUUUCUUUUUUUGUUUCAAGAAUAGUGAAGAAAGAGGGUUUUUUUUCCUCUGUUUUUAUAGGUAAAAGAAAUGGGUGAAUCUUCUUCUUCUUCAGCUUGUCUGGUACGAUCCUUUUCUCAGCCUUCUCAAGAACGUACUGAGGGAGACCCUUUAUAUCGUGCAUUAUCAACAUCAGUAUCAUUUGGAAGAUUUAUGUCUGAAUCGCUGGACUGGGAGAAGUGGUCCUCAUUUACUCAUAAUCGGUAUCUUGAGGAAGUUGGGAAGUAUGCAAAGCCUGGUUCAGUUGCUGAGAAGAAAUCUUACUUCGAGGCUCAACACAAAAAGGCAGCUGCUAAAAAAGCUGCAUUGUUGCUAGAGCAACAAAAUGCAGCAGUUGAUAAGUCAUCUGAUCUGAAUGUGACUAAUCAAAACAAUGAUCAUUACACAGGGAACUCUGAAUUAACAGAGCCAAGCAGUUGUGUGGGUAUUGAAGAAACACAAAGAGAAGAGGGAGAGUUGAAUGUGACAACUCAAAUUAUUGAUAUGGAAUCAGAGCUCACUGAGAAUGGCAGCUAUGAAGGCACUGAGGAAGCGCUGGGAGAUCAGGAUCCUUUAAAUGUGACAAAUCCAACUGUUGAUCAUUGCACAAUGCGCUUUGAGUUGCCUCAGAAUAGAAGCCAUAUGGGUAUUGAAGAAGUGCAGGGAAAUGAGGGGGAUAAUACAACAACAUGUGGCAGCUAUCCUAUUCAUGAAGAAAUUAACUUGGAAACUACUGGAACUGAAAACUCUAUCAAACAAUCUUAUCCAGUAGAGAAUGAACUCAAGUCACUGAAUCAGCAGGAGAAUGUUGUUGUUGUUGUUGAGGUAAGUGAGAAUGUACAGCAACUGAAAGAGAAGACACAAACAAAGAAUGUUGCUAUGGAGGGAGACUCCAUGUUGUCAACGAAGAAGAAACCAAAGAAACCAUUAACCUUAACGACUAGAUUGACAACUAAGAAUGAUUCGUCAAAGUUCAAAUCUCGUGUCAAACCGGUGACAGCUCUGCAGCCUAUAGCCACUGAUAAAUCUGCUCCAACUAAUAGAAGCAAUGGAAAAGUCAUGAUUGACAAAAAGAAGUCAAAUCCAAAAUCUCGUCAAAUGUCAAUCAAGUUUUUUUCUCACAGAGAGGAAACAAAGAAACUAAUGUCUCCAAUUCUUGAGAAGAUAGUGAAUUCAAGAUUUGUAAGAUCCAUCACCAAAACAUCUAGAGACAGCAAAAUUCAACAGACUUCAACUCUGGCAUCAGUGAGUGGGAUAUCAAAGCGUCCUCCUGAAGCCCCUCAACGAGCAAAUAAAAGGUAUAGAACGAAGCUUGACCAAUCAUUGUCUAGAAGCAGGAAAGAAGAGGGUGAAUUGGUAUCACACUCAAGAAAUCUCAAAUCAAUAAACAAGCAUGGAAAUGUAGCAUGUUCUUCCCCUACUGUAUUUUCUCCGUUCAGCUUAAGGAGUGAAGAAAGAGCAGCAAAGCGAAGAGAGUUCUUUCAGAAGCUAGAACAAAAAUUGAACACAAAGGAGGCAGAAAAAGAGCAGCAACAAGCAAAACCAAAGGCAAACGCCACCAGUAGUUCUAAAGUGCUUAUUUCAAGAGCUAAACCAAAUCCAAGCAUUCAUCAUGAAAGAGAAUCAUCUAGUAAUCAAAUGAAGAAGGGAAAAGCCACUAGUAGUUCUAAAGUGCUUAUAUCAGGAGCUAAACCAGAUCCAAGCAUUCAUCAGGAAAGAGAAUCAUCAAGUAAUCAAAUGAAGAAGGAGAAAACCACUAGCAGUUCUAAAGUGCUUACAACAAGAGCUAAACCAAAUUCAAGCAUUCAUCAGGAAAGAGAAAUAUCAAACAAUCAGAUGAAGAAGGAAAAAGCCCCAACUAGUUCUAAAGUACAUACAACAAGAGCUAAACCAAAUGUGAUUCAUCAAUCAAGAGCUGAAUCAAAUGCAAGCAUUCAUCGUGAAAGAGAACCAUCAAGUACUGCGCUUAAUCAUCAAUCAAGAGCUGAAUUAAAUGCAAGCAUUCAUCGUGAAAGAGAAUCAUUAAGUAAUCAAAUGAAGAAGAUGCCACGACAACCUUGCUCUCCUAAAUUCAGUGGGAAGCCAGUGUCAGAAGUCCUAGACAUCAAACCUCAAAAGCAUUGGAGGCUUUCAGGGAAGCCUGAGGGAACAAAAGAUGUUAAAAGGGAAAACAACCUUUCAAGGCUUUCAGGGAAGACUGAGGGAUCAAAAGAUGCUAAGAGGGAAAACAACCUUUCAAAUCAUUUCCCAGUGAAAGGUAGAUCAGACAAUCCCAAGUCAUUUAUCUGUGAGAGUAUGUUGGAAAAUGCUUCUCCAAAUAUCCAAGUUUAAGACAGACUGCUGCUGAUCCAUAAAGAGAGCAUUUUCCCAACAUUUAACAAAAUGUUGCUGCUUUUCAAUUUUGAACUUUCAGGGGCCAUAAAUGUGUGCAUACAAGGCUGUUAAGACAUUGCUUCAAAUGUCUAAUGCAAUAGGGUGUCCAGUUUGUGUUACUACUCGAGUGGUGAAAUUCUGCAUGUUUCCGUAUAUCAAUAUUUCCUAUUGACAUAACAACGGAAUGUAUUAUAUGAACGUUAGGUCUUGUCUGAAUUUGUAAACUUCAACAAUAUUCCUAUAUAUGCAACUAGUACAGAAUAAUAUUUCUCCCAAGAGUUUGUGACAGAAC
This is a messenger RNA of Solanum lycopersicum (tomato), 2839 nucleotides long. RefSeq names its product protein WVD2-like 7. The record is from RefSeq and is a predicted model, not a curated record. Lineage: Eukaryota; Viridiplantae; Streptophyta; Magnoliopsida; Solanales; Solanaceae.